AUGGCCCAGUUUGUCACCCACAUACAGCCGACUCUGAUGGAAGCUUCACAGGGUCAUGUUCCCCAUCACCAUGCACAUCAGGUCGGCGUUCAACAUUCAUCGCAUUUGCCACACAGUGGACAUAAUAUGCCAUCACCGCCAACAGCACACAAUCAUCACCAGAUACACCAUCAACAGCAUCAAUCCAAUCAUCAUGGCUCAGUGUCUUCGCCACCAGGAGGACAUCAUCAACACCAACAGCAUCAUCAACAGCAGCAUCAUCAACAACCAAUACAGCAGCAGCAACAUCACCAUUCAAAUCAUGGACCAGGAAAACACUCCGGCACUGGUGGAAAGCACGAACAUUGUCCCAGUGGUCAUCAGAGCUCGGUAAAAACAUAA
Molecule: messenger RNA, 381 nt
Organism: Musca vetustissima
Lineage: Eukaryota; Metazoa; Arthropoda; Insecta; Diptera; Muscidae
Product: histidine-rich glycoprotein-like
Exons: 1
Coding region: 1-381 (126 amino acids)
Source: RefSeq, a predicted model, not a curated record